AUUAUCAGUAUUUUAUGUACAAGAAAAAAGACAAUUAUAUAUUAAGCAUUUUUUUAAUGCAUUUAAAAAAUUGACUGUCUUGUAUUGAUUCAUUAUAAUUGUUUUUAUGAUUUGUCGUCAAUUUGUAACGUCUAUUACAAUGUCUAAAAUCUUAUCAUUGGACUUUGAAGUGUUUGGAACAGUUCAGGGUGUUUUCUUCAGAAAGUACACUCAGAAGAAAAGUCAGGAGUUAGGUUUAAAAGGCUGGUGUAUGAAUACGGAUAGAGGAACUGUAGUUGGACAACUGGAGGGUGAACAAUCAAAAGUGGAAGAAAUGAAACGUUGGUUGCAAUGUACAGGAAGUCCCCAAUCAGCAAUCGAGAAAGCAAUAUUUAAGAAUGAAAAAGAGAUUAUGCAAUCAUCCUUUACGAGCUUUGAUAUCAGAAAAUAAUUUUUGAAAGUAGGAAAUUAAAUUGUUAGAGUUGCUUUAUUUAUUUGAAUAUUACGAUUUAUUUCGCCAAUAAUGCAAGAUUAUUUUUGCUUUACUCGCACAAUGAGAAUUAUGUUAUAAAUAAAAUUACAAUAAUUGCUCAAUUUAA
This is a messenger RNA of Vespa mandarinia (Asian giant hornet), 578 nucleotides long. RefSeq names its product acylphosphatase-1. Gene Ontology annotation, molecular function: acylphosphatase activity. Lineage: Eukaryota; Metazoa; Arthropoda; Insecta; Hymenoptera; Vespidae. The record is from RefSeq and is a predicted model, not a curated record.